AUGCACUCCCCGCGCCGAUCCUGUGGCAGUUCGUCAAAGCACGCAGCGAUUAGUAGAAGCAGGCGAGCUCGUUCUGCGAGGUCCGAGCGCUCGGAGCUGUACAACGAGCAACGGCACGGCAUUCUGCUGCCAAUGAGCAUCGAGGGGCCUGCUGUCCGGCUCAGCCUCUGUGCGCCGGAAUGCCAACAAAACUUUGAAGUCCGACACGAGACGCAUGACAGCCAUGUGGACGUGUAG
This is a messenger RNA of Pseudozyma hubeiensis SY62, 237 nucleotides long. RefSeq names its product myosin class II heavy chain. NCBI's taxonomy places the organism in Eukaryota, Fungi, Basidiomycota, Ustilaginomycetes, Ustilaginales, Ustilaginaceae. The transcript has a single exon. Bases 1 to 237 code for a protein of 78 amino acids. The record is from RefSeq and is a predicted model, not a curated record.